GAAGUAAACACUACAAGAGGUCGAAGUUAUCAGAAAAUGUCCUCAGAUAAAAAGAACGUAACCUUACUUAAAUUACAGCCUAAUCAUCAUUGCUCUCAACAAACGUGUCAACGUCAAAAUGAUGAGAGACAACCAAUCAUUAUUGACCAGUUAUAUGAAAAUGUUGUUGGUGCCUGUGGUCUAUGGCAAUGGUUUACAGCAAUUCUAGUAAUGCUUAGCAGUCCAUCUACACCAACAUUCCCUGUAUUUGCCAAUUCUAUACCAGUACAACGAUGUCGGUUAUCCCCAAAUAUAGAGGAUAUUGUAAAUCGAACAAAUAUAAGCCUUCAACAAGUUGGGGCUAUAAUUGGCCCAUGGACUAGCGAAAUAGGCAGUAAUUAUACCCAAACAAACGGAUGCUAUCAAUACAAGUUGGACUGGACAGAAAAGUUGUUCGAAGAAGUAAUUGAUACAUAUUUAAGUGGUUCAACGAAAUCAAGAUAUGCUGAUUAUCCACUGAUUCCCUGUCAAAAUGGAUACGUGUAUGAACUAAAUAAAUUACAGUAUCCUGGAAGUGUAGUUGUUGAGUUCAACAUAGUUUGUGAACGGGAAUGGCUUGUACCACUGGGUUCAUCAAUGUAUUUUGUUGGGAUGAUGGUUGGAUUUCUUGCUGGUGGAUGGGCUGGCGAUCAUUUUGGUCGUAAAAAAUCAUCCAUUUUUCUGGCCCUCAUUGAAUUUAUAUUCAGUCUUUGUGUAACAUUCUCACCAAAUUAUACUGUUUACAUAUUGUCAAGAGCAAUUGUUGCUGCAGCUAAUUUAGGCAAAGUAACUGUACUGAAUGUAAUGAUAAUGGAGUCAACCAUAGCUAAAUAUCGUUCAUACGUCAGUGCUGCUUUAGUAUUGGGAUAUAAUUUUUUGCUGAGAUCCUUAACAUCACUGGAAGCAUACUAUAUACCGGACUGGAGGUGGUUAAAUCUAGCUGUAAUGGCGCCUAAUUUAAUGUGUGUCCUACAUUUUUGGUGUUUAGUUGAAUCUCCAAGAUGGUUACUAUCUAAGGACCGACGUAUAGAUGCAUUGAAAUCACUAAAAUUUGCUUACAAGAUCAAUCACUUUCAAUCAGGAAUCGACCGAAAAUCUACGAGUAUACUAGAUGAGAUGAUCCAACAGGAAAAAGAAUUUCAAGAGGAAGAAGAACGAAAAAACAUCAGUUCAGACAUGAACAAUAAUCCUACCAAAAACCAACAAAGCAAUCAAGAUUACCAAGACCCUAACAGUAAUCUCACCAGUAAAUCAUCUCUACAACUUUUUCGAUCAUUUUUACUACCAUUCUCAACAAAACAGCUAGCUAAAACAACAGUAUUCGGAAUAUUAUUAUUCAAUGGCGAAGUGAUGACCUAUUUCGGUCUACUACUUUAUGCUCGUGCUGUACGCGGUAAUGUCUACUUAGUAAGCUUUAUCAAUGCAUGCACUACUAUUCCAGCUUUAUUUAUGUCAACAAUACUUUAUCGUGUAGUACGUCUUCGUAAACCUCCACUGCUGUUUGUAUUUGCAGUAGCGUUUAUUAUCCUGUUAUCAUGUGGUUUAUACACUUAUAUAUGCAAUCCAGAGAAUGAUUUGACUUUGGCCAUAGGGUCAAACUUAGCUCUUGUAUUUCUUGGUGCUGGAUUGUUCAUGCUUUACAUCUAUAUCCCUGAAUUAUAUCCUUCUGUUAUGCGUUCUCAAGGAUUUGGGAUAAAUGCUGGAUUAGGUCGUAUUGGUAGUAUACUCUGCACUUUUGUCAACCAAAUGGAUUUUUAUGUUGGACACGGUUCACCUUUAUUAAUAUAUUCAGUUGUUACUUUACUGCAGUUAUUCAUAUUAUGUAUAAUACCGGAUACAAGUGGGGAAAAUUUACCUGAUGUAUUAGCGAAAAAGCAAUCUGACACGGAAGAUGCAAACGAUCUUACAAGUUCAGUAUUCUCAGUCUCUGAAUUUACUAGGGUGUGAGUCUUCAUAUUUCAUUGAAUUUGUGUACAAUUCAUUCCUUUUCUGUUCUUUUAUUUUAAUAAUAUAGUUUACUAUUUGUCAAUACAUUUAGAUAUGUAUGUAAUGAAGGCGCAAUGUUAUUAGUAUUUUAUUCCCUGAAUAUCAUGAAAACUGAGGUUAUUCGCUGACGCAUAUUGUUAUGAAUGUUUCAUUAAGCCUUAAUAAUAGACCACUUG
Messenger RNA from Heterobilharzia americana, 2180 nucleotides. Lineage: Eukaryota; Metazoa; Platyhelminthes; Trematoda; Strigeidida; Schistosomatidae. The record is from the annotation of a GenBank genome assembly.